Messenger RNA from Phacochoerus africanus (Common warthog), 3038 nucleotides. RefSeq names its product origin recognition complex subunit 1 (gene ORC1). Gene Ontology annotation, molecular function: DNA replication origin binding; ATP hydrolysis activity; chromatin binding. The record is from RefSeq and is a predicted model, not a curated record. Gene Ontology annotation, biological process: DNA replication initiation; mitotic DNA replication checkpoint signaling. Bases 314 to 2905 code for a protein of 863 amino acids. The transcript has 17 exons. Gene Ontology annotation, cellular component: nuclear origin of replication recognition complex. NCBI's taxonomy places the organism in Eukaryota, Metazoa, Chordata, Mammalia, Artiodactyla, Suidae.
CAAGGCCCAGGGCACGUUGGCGGAAGUACGUCACGCGUCCCCUCCUAGAUGGGCGGGGCCGGAGGGCAGGCUGCUGACGGAACGUGGAGACGGCCUAGGGGCGGGGCCUCGGCUUUUGGCGCGAAUUUCCUUUUCCUCACCUUCUUUGGAUUCCUAGCUAGGCGCCCAUUUCGGCUCUGUUGCACGACUGGCAGCUGCGAGAAGAGUCCAGCUGGGCAGUUUAGAUUUGCUGCAACUCCAUGAGCUCCUGAAGCGGAGACGGUGGGAAGCGUUAGGCUUGCGCCAGCUCGAGCAAACUUCGGCCCCCGGAGCCAUGGCGCACUGUCCUACAAGGCUGAGGACCAGACAGACUUCCUCACGGGCUGGCACCCCAUCGUUAGAUCGAAAACUGCACUACCAACCCUCCAAAGAAAUGAAUGUGAAAAUAACAGAUUGUUCGACUGAGGUUCUCAUCAAAGUUGGACAGUUUGUGUUGAUUAAAGGGGAUGAUGAUGAAAAUCCAUAUGUUGCUAAAUUGGUUGAGUUGUUUGAAGAUGAUUCUGAACCUUAUCCUAAGAAACAUGCUCGAGUACAGUGGUUUGUCCGAUUCUGUGAAAUCCCAGUCCAUAAACAGCAUUUGCUGGGCCGGAAGCCUGAUGCACAAGAGAUAUUCUGGUAUGAUAACCAUGCCUACGACAACAACGUUAACACUGAAACCAUCAUUGCCAAUGUGCGGGUACUAGCUCUAGCCCCAGAUGAAGUGAUACCUAUGGACCUGAAAAAUGAGAAGACAUUCUUUGUGAAACUAUCUUGGGAUGAGAAAAUAUUCAAACCACUGUCUCCAGAACUAGUUGCACAGUGGGAUGAACGACAAGAAGGCAAACGUAGAUGCCAGAAGUCUGUGGCAGACAAAACUAAGAGCACAGAAAGCCCUUCUUGGACCACAGCAAAACAUGAGGUCAAAAGGAUUGAAUCAAAGCAUUCCACCUCUAAAUCUCGCCAAACUCCUUCCCAUCCUGUUACCCCAAGGGCAAGGAAGAGGCUGGAGCUCAACAGUUUCCCUAGGACGCAUAACACUAGGAUAUCCCAGCAGACAUCCUCAGCCUUGUUGGAUUCUCCCGGAAGAGCAAAAAGGAAAAUGGCCUUCUCAGAGAUCACCUCACCUUCAAAGAGGUCUCAGCAUUAUAGGCCUCUGACCUUAUCUCCAGCUCUGAAAGCCCCAGAGAAAACUGGAAAGAUUCAACCCUCUUGUGCCAAAGAUGACAAGAAGGCUUCACCAGAUUGUCGCAUGAUCCUGAGAAUGCGACCCUCAGCUUUGAAAACAGAGACUAGUGAAGAAAGAACACUUAGCCCCACCUUGGGGGGACGGAAAUCCUCGGUGGAGCCUUCUGUGAUUCUGAAACCAGUAAACAUCAAAAACAGGGAGGCCAAAGGACCAGAAAUUCAGGACGAAGCUACCUCUACUCCCCAUCGUGUCCGCAGACAGAGCUCGCUUUUGACUUUGGAUCGGAUUAGGCAGCAGCUUAGGUUUUUAGGUAAGAGUAAAAGUGACCAAGAAGAGGAAGAGUUUCUGCCGGCAGCAGAGUUUUCAGACUCCAGCAGUGAGGAGGAAGAGGCUUCCACACCCCGCCUUCCCAGGAGAACUCUCAGCAGUGUGUCCAGGAACCCGAGCUCUUCCUUGAAGUCAUCCAUGCGGACCCCCUCCAAGACACCAAAGAAAACUCCUGGGCCUAGAACACCAAGUCAUGCCACUCCUCAGAUCCGCAGCCGAAACCUAGCCCCCCAGGAGCCCACCAACGUGCUGGAGGAGGCCCGGCUAAGGCUGCAUGUCUCUGCUGUACCUGAGUCGCUUCCUUGUCGGGAACAGGAAUUCCAAGACAUCUACAACUUUGUGGAAAGCAAACUCCUUGACCGUACUGGAGGGUGCAUGUACAUCUCCGGGGUCCCCGGAACAGGGAAGACUGCCACUGUGCACGAGGUGAUACGCUGCCUGCAGCAGGCGGCCCGAGCAAAUGACCUUCCUCCCUUUCAGUACGUUGAGGUCAACGGCAUGAAGCUGACGGAGCCCCACCAGGUCUACGUGCAAAUCUUGCAGAAGCUGACAGGUCAAAAGGCAACAGCUAACCAUGCAGCAGAACUGCUGGCAAAACGAUUCUGCACCCAAGGGGCCUCUCAGGAAACCACUGUGCUGCUUGUGGAUGAGCUCGACCUUUUGUGGACCCAGAAACAAGACGUGAUGUACAAUCUGUUUGACUGGCCCACUCACACGGAGGCCCGGCUUGUGGUCCUGACCAUUGCCAACACCAUGGACCUGCCAGAGCGCAUCAUGAUGAACCGGGUGUCCAGCCGGCUGGGUCUAACCAGGAUGUCCUUCCAGCCCUAUACUCACAGCCAGUUGCAACAGAUCCUGCUGUCCCGACUCCAGCAUUUAAAGGCCUUUGAGGGUGAUGCCAUCCAGCUGGUAGCCAGGAAGGUAGCAGCCCUCUCUGGAGAUGCACGGCGCUGCCUGGACAUCUGUAGGCGUGCCACCGAGAUUUGUGAGUCCUCCCGCCAGAAGCCCAACUCCCCUGGCCUGGUCACUACAGCCCACUUACUGGAAGCAGUAGAUGAGAUGUUUUCAUCGUCAUACAUCACUGCCAUCAAAAAUUCCUCCGUUCUGGAACAGAGCUUUCUGAGAGCCAUCCUCACAGAGUUCCGCCGAUCAGGACUGGAGGAAGCAACAUUUCAACAGGUAUACAGUCAACACGUGGCACUAUGCAGGAUGGAGGGGCUCCCAUACCCCACCAUGUCGGAGACCAUGGCCGUGUGCUCUCACCUGGGCUCCUGCCGCCUUCUACUUGUGGAGCCCAGCAGGAACGACCUGCUCCUUCGUGUGCGCCUCAACGUCAGUCAGGAUGACGUUCUGUAUGCACUGAAAGAAGAGUGAAGGGCUUCGCAAGGAAGGACCACCGACCUGCUGAUUCCUUUUUCUAAGCACGGGGGAGUCCUAGCAGCAAAGUAUCCUGAAUGGAAAUGGAUGUCACGUAUUUCGGAAUUUUCCAUUAAAUCAUUUGCCUUUU